AUGGACAAUCGGUUGCGACUUACAACCACAAUAGAGGGCAUUAGGUAUCUAGCAAAUCAAGCAUUGGCUUUUCCAGGCCAUGAUGAAUCUAUUGGCUCAUCUAAUCGAGGCAAUUUCGUUGAAAUCAUAAAGUGUUUUGCAAGAAUGAAUAUGGAAGUUGAGAAAGUUGUCCUAGAUAAGGCUCCUCAAAAUGCUCAGUAUAUUUCCAAUGACAUACAAAAACAAAUCUUGCAUAUUUUUGCUACCAAGGUGAGGAAGACAAUUUGUAGAGAACUUGGGAUGAACAAAUUUUGUAUUCUUGUUGAUGAAUCACUUGAUGAAUCGGGUAAAGAACAAAUGGCUAUUAUUCUAAGAUUUGUUGAUGGUCAAGGAUUUAUUCGUGAGCAGAUAUGCAAAGUGCUUGGUAAUAAUGGCAUUCUAGUGGAAAACAUGCGUGGUCAAGGGUAUGAUGGUGCUAAUAAUAUGCGUGGUUCAUAG
Molecule: messenger RNA, 477 nt
Organism: Prunus armeniaca (apricot)
Lineage: Eukaryota; Viridiplantae; Streptophyta; Magnoliopsida; Rosales; Rosaceae
Source: the annotation of a GenBank genome assembly